Messenger RNA from Zea mays, 820 nucleotides. RefSeq names its product BET1. NCBI's taxonomy places the organism in Eukaryota, Viridiplantae, Streptophyta, Magnoliopsida, Poales, Poaceae. The record is from RefSeq and is marked validated. Bases 148 to 516 code for a protein of 122 amino acids. The transcript is spliced from 5 exons.
AACCCCAUUUGCGUGGUCUUGCUCCAGAAGGACGGAGGAGGCGCAUCAAGCUUUCAUCAGAUCUCGCCGCCCACCCACACCGGCAGGCAGGCUCCGUCGGCUUCUCCGCACCCGUGAGAACUCUUCGGCCAGUGAAGGUCGCGUCCGAUGAACUCGAGAAGGGACUUCCGUAGCCAUAGAGCUGCUUUAUUUGAUGGCAUUGAAGAAGGUGGGGUGAGAGCUCCAGCUUAUUCUUCUCGUGAAAUUCAUGAGCAUGAGAAUGAUCAAGCUCUGGACAGUUUGCAUGAUAGGGUCAGCGUUCUCAAAAGACUGACUGGCGAUAUACAUGAAGAAGUGGAGAACCAUAACCGGAUGCUGGACAGAAUGGGUAAUGACAUGGAUGCUUCGAGAGGAUUUCUUUCAGGGACGGUGGACAAGUUCAAGAUGGUUUUCGAGACGAAAUCGAGCCGGAGGAUGGCGACCAUGGUGGCAUCCUUCAUUGCUGUCUUCUUGCUCAUAUACUACCUUACAAAGUAGCAGCACGGCUGUCUGGCUAUAAGGUUCGCAGUCGCAGCCCCUGUUGUGUCGCUGCGUGUGAUGAUGUAUAUUGUGUGGUCCUACCUUCGCACUUGAUGACCGGAACGUUGGUUCUCUCAUAAGAAACGGAGCAUUGGUGGAUUUGGGAGUUGUCAGAUACUCAGAUGAUGUUUUUUCAGAUACAAUCAUACAAUACGUGGGUGUACAUCGCUGGAGCCGCCUGGGGGGCUGGUAAAUGAUAUGUAACUGUGAACCGCAAAAGAUAUGCGAUGACUUUAUUACCAUCGUUGUUGCCGCAUUUGUA